Molecule: messenger RNA, 804 nt
Organism: Penicillium coprophilum
Lineage: Eukaryota; Fungi; Ascomycota; Eurotiomycetes; Eurotiales; Aspergillaceae
Product: CE1 family esterase
Exons: 1
Coding region: 1-804 (267 amino acids)
Molecular function (GO): feruloyl esterase activity
Source: RefSeq, a predicted model, not a curated record
AUGAUGAUCCUAUCUGCCCUUGUAGCCUUUGGGCUCCUAUCCUCGGUCGACGCUGCCGCAUCAUCAGGCUGUGGCAAACAACCUACUCUCGCCAGCGGAGUCCAUGAUAUCAAUGGACGACAGUACAUCCUGAAAGUGCCCGACAAUUACGACUCAAACAAACCACAUCAUCUCGUCUUCGGCUUGCACUGGCGAGGUGGAAACAUGUACUCUGUCGCCAACGGCGACGGCAUUCAACCCUGGUACGGUCUCGAAAGCCGAGCGCAGGGAAGCGCAAUCCUGGUAUCUCCCAACGGCAAGAACGCUGGCUGGGGCAACACCAAUGGCGAAGAUGUGGCUCUCAUUGACGCCAUUAUCAAGCAAGUUGAGGGUGACCUCUGUGUGGAUUCGAGCUCUCGCUUCGCGACGGGCUUCAGCUGGGGCGGUGGGAUGAGUUAUGCACUUGCUUGCUCACGAGCAAAGGAGUUCAAGGCCGUCAGUGUAUUGAGUGGUGGUGUGAUUAGUGGAUGUGAAGGCGGCUACGACCCUAUUGCUUACUUGGGUAUUCAUGGGAUCAAUGAUCCAGUAUUGCCAUUUGAUGGGGGUGUGGCUCUGGCGAAUAAGUUUGUUGGGAACAACAAGUGCCAGCCAACAAACAUCGGUAAACCUGCGUCUGGCAGUCGCGGCUCUGUUCGAUCGGACUUCCAUGGCUGCUCCAAACCAGUUUCGUUUAUAGCUUAUGAUGGAGGGCAUGACGGUGCGCCCCUUGGUGUUGGUAACUCUCUGGCCCCUGAUGCGACCUGGAAAUUCUUCAUGGCGGCUUGA